Alternaria viburni is the source of this 1167-nucleotide messenger RNA. RefSeq lists its product as uncharacterized. The record is from RefSeq and is a predicted model, not a curated record. Gene Ontology annotation, biological process: zinc ion transmembrane transport; intracellular zinc ion homeostasis. The transcript is spliced from 2 exons. The coding region runs from base 1 to 1167 and encodes 388 amino acids. Gene Ontology annotation, molecular function: zinc ion transmembrane transporter activity. Gene Ontology annotation, cellular component: membrane. NCBI's taxonomy places the organism in Eukaryota, Fungi, Ascomycota, Dothideomycetes, Pleosporales, Pleosporaceae.
AUGGCCCACAGCCACAGCAACCACGAGCCAGGCCAUCACGCGUAUGGGCACAAGCAUGGUCGCUUCCAAGUCAGUCGAAAGACCCGCCUCAGGGCUGUGAUAGCUAUUUCCUUCUGUUUCUUCGCCGCCGAAAUCUCCGUAGGUUUCUAUACAUCAUCACUUGCCCUGGUGGCUGAUGCCUUCCACUAUCUCAACGACCUCAUCGGAUUCAUCGUGGCCCUGGUAGCUGUCCAGGUGACAGAGCGCAAGACUUCACCUCCAGAUCUCUCCUUUGGUUGGGCGCGGGCCUCACUCCUCGGCGCCUUCUUCAACGGCUCUUUCCUUCUCGCCCUAGGUGUCAGCAUCACACUACAAUCUAUCGAGCGCUUCAUCUCCAUUGAACACGUCGACAACCCCAAACUAGUCCUGAUUGUUGGUUGUGUUGGCCUAGCUCUCAACAUCAUCAGUGCCUUGUUCCUACAUGAGCAUGAUCACGAUCACGGCCCUGGUAGCAGCGGCGACGAGGAGAGCAUGUCACUUGCGCCAAUGCAUGCCAAUCACCUGCACAUAUCCGCGAAACCAAAGAAGCACGGAAUGGAUCUGGGUAUUCUCGGAGUUCUCAUCCACGUUAUCGGCGACGCGAUCAACAACAUCGGUGUCAUCAUCUCCGCAGUCAUCAUAUGGUUCGUCAAGUCGCCUAAUCGUUAUUAUGCCGACCCAGCGGUUAGUAUGUGGAUCGCCAUCAUGAUUCUUCUUACCGCAAUUCCCCUCACGAAGCGUAGCGGAAAGAUUCUGCUUCAGUCUGCACCCCUGGGCGUCAAGAUUGAAGAUGUCAAACACGAUCUGGAGGCCAUUCCUGGUGUGCUUAGUGUGCACGAACUGCACGUCUGGCGUCUGGAUCAGAAGAAAGCUGUCGCAUCAGCACAUGUUGUGGUCAGUGACCCUGAUAUCGCGAGCUUCAUGAGCAAAGCCAAGAUUUUCUCUGAAUGUCUGCAUGCGUACGGCAUUCACUCGGCAACACUCCAACCUGAGCUGGCAUCCGCUUCGGACAGGAUCCAUGAGGUUGAAGCUGGGGGCAGGGAAACAGCCGAAGGCGUCACAAGUUCAACGCAAACAGCACGAACGAGUACCGAGACUUGCGGUGUGCCUUGUGGUGUAACUUGCGAAGAGUUGAAGUGCUGCACUUGA